Molecule: messenger RNA, 320 nt
Organism: Geodia barretti
Lineage: Eukaryota; Metazoa; Porifera; Demospongiae; Tetractinellida; Geodiidae
Source: the annotation of a GenBank genome assembly
CAUCACUGGUUAUGGCACAUACAACAACCAGGACUACUGGCUGGUCAAGAACAGCUGGGGCAGCAACUGGGGUAUGUAUGGCUACAUCAUGAUGUCACGGAACAAGUACAAUCAGUGUGGGAUUGCCACCGAUGCCUCGUACCCCACACUUUAGUUCAAUCACCGUUUCUCCCGUCACUUUGAAUUAAAAAAAUUAUCACAUUGUGUAUGAUAGAGCAAUUUUUCACCUCUCAACUGUUACUGUAUUAUAUAUACCAUCAUAGCACUGUGUGUGAAAAAUAUGCAAUCAUGUAUGUAACCAAUUCGAAAAUACUAUUUUC